Molecule: messenger RNA, 3217 nt
Organism: Drosophila miranda
Lineage: Eukaryota; Metazoa; Arthropoda; Insecta; Diptera; Drosophilidae
Gene: SPR
Product: sex peptide receptor
Exons: 6
Coding region: 481-1995 (504 amino acids)
Biological process (GO): G protein-coupled receptor signaling pathway
Cellular component (GO): membrane
Molecular function (GO): G protein-coupled peptide receptor activity
Source: RefSeq, a predicted model, not a curated record
UUAAGGCGAACACAGCCAAGCCAAGAGCAGUGCAACGGAACCAAACCGAAACCAUACAGAAUUCCGGCUAGAUAAAUAACAUUUUUGAAAUUCUCAAAAUACCAAAAACAGGAAACUAAAACAACAAACAAUCCCAAAAAACUCAUUCAAAAAACCAAAAAAUAACAAAAACUGAAAUAUUUUGUUCGUAAUUUUUCUUACUGUGUUGCGCGUUCCGAUCCGAUCCGAAUCCGAAUCCAAGAAAAGUGAAAGAGUGUGGCAUGGCCAGAAAUUGAUCAGCUCUGAUUUUGUGGCAGCCAAAAAGGAAAAAACGCCAACAACUACAACAAAAAAAGCGGAAAGCGGCAAGCACAACGAAUCGGGAGUGGAGCCCAACUCCGGCCGAGUGGGGGGCAGGACAAGUCCAGGAAGAGCCAAUAACAUAGCCCUCCUCCAGCCCCGGCUCCAUCGUCUCUCCAUCAGAGUCAUGUCCGAGUGGGCAUGGGCGGCGAUCAAGGGGUGCUAAUUGAAUUGCAGGAAAUGUCAACGGCAGUCACGAAAACCGUCGCCGCCGCCGCUGCGGCCAUGCUGGGGUCCAGCAUGGACAAUAACUCUGCCUAUUCGUACGAUAUAUCCGCAACGGACGUGCUCUAUCAGUGGAGUGCCAAUGCGGCGGCAGCCGCCACCGGCGGGGCACGUAUCGCCCACACCAUGCCGCCCUCAGUGGCGACCCUGCCCCCAGCCACGAAUCACGGCUCCAUGCAUCAGGCCAUGCCGCUUCCCGGAAUCGGACAACGCCUCGCUCCCAACGAGACGCAGUUCGGACUGCUCGACUACGGGAUGAGCAGCAUGAACGACAGCCUGGACUACGCCUCCUACCAGCAGCAGAUGGGCGAGGACGGGCAGUGCCGGCAGAUGGACGCCAACGUGAGCUACUGGAACCUCACCUGCGACUCGCCCCUGGACUACGCCCUGCCCCUAUACGGCUACUGCAUGCCCUUCCUGCUGAUAAUCACCAUCAUAUCGAACACCCUGAUCGUCCUUGUCCUCAGCAAGAAGAGCAUGGCCACGCCGACAAACUUUGUGCUCAUGGGCAUGGCUAUAUGCGAUAUGCUGACGGUUAUAUUCCCGGCACCGGGACUCUGGUAUAUGUACACUUUUGGCAAUCAUUAUAAGCCUCUGCAUCCGGUCUCCAUGUGUCUGGCCUACAGCAUUUUCAACGAGAUUAUGCCAGCCAUGUGCCACACCAUCUCCGUGUGGCUAACCCUGGCCCUGGCCGUGCAAAGAUAUAUCUACGUGUGCCACGCCCCCAUGGCCCGCACCUGGUGCACUAUGCCGCGGGUGAAGCGCUGCACGGUGUACAUCGCACUGCUGGCGUUCCUGCACCAGCUGCCACGAUUCUUUGACCGCACCUUCCUGCCCCUUCAGAUCGAGUGGAACGGAAACGAGACGGAGGUGUGUCACCUGGAGACGUCGAUGUGGGUGCACGAGUACAUCGGCAUGGACCUGUACUACACGAGCUACUACCUGUUCCGGGUGCUGUUCGUGCACCUGCUGCCGUGCAUCAUCCUGGUGACGCUCAACAUCCUGCUGUUCGCGGCGAUGCGGCAGGCCCAGGAGAGGCGGAAGCUGCUGUUCCGCGAGAACCGCAAGAAGGAGUGCAAGAAGCUGCGCGAGUCCAACUGCACCACGCUGAUGCUGAUCGUGGUGGUGACCGUGUUCCUCAUCGCCGAGAUACCCAUUGCCGUGGUCACGGCCAUGCACAUCGUGAGCUCGCUGAUCAUCGAGUUCCUCGACUACGGCAUCGCCAACAUCUUCAUCAUGCUGACCAACUUCUUCCUGGUGGUGAGCUACCCGAUCAACUUUGGCAUCUACUGCGGCAUGUCGCGCCAGUUCCGCGAGACCUUCAAGGAGAUAUUCCUCGGCCGCAUCAUCGCCAAGAAGGACAGCUCCUCCAAGUACUCGAUCGUCAAUGGACCCCGCACCUGCACCAAUACCAACGAGACGGUCCUAUAGUAAUUGGUGAUGUUGGUGCCGCGGCGUGGCAGCAGCGAUCAGCAUCGCACCACCGCCGUCCGCACCGCCGGCCAUGCCACAGACCGCCACAGUGGGCACUGUGGCGCGGGCGGGACGCCGCAGCACCAACAUCUGCUCCAGCACUACCAGCAGCGACGAGUGAGCACAAUGGACAUCAUAACCGAGGAGCGCAAUGUCUAAACAGAUGGCCAUCGCAUCCAAAGGCCUCCGCUUCACGAAGAGAACGUAUUACACAUACAUAUGUAGUUUCCCAUCCAAUAGUCUGGGAGACGAGCCCGACGACACCGAACACUCAAAAAUCUCAAAGGCUAAUCGAAAGAAAGCAACAUUUUGUGAAUCUUCAGAUUUGCCGAUUCACACCAAGACCCAAUUACCCGAAUACCCAAAUAAAUAUACAAUGCAUAUAAAAAUAAUCGAAUAGUCGAAUAGGCGAAUAGUCGAUGUUAUAACUCCAGUUGCAGUUCCCCCAAAUAGAGCCCCAAUAGAGUCUCUCGACUUCAGAUCUGUGUGUGUUUUUUGUGUGUUGAUGUUAAUGUUGAUCUUAAUGUUGAUGUCUCAUACUCGUACUCUGCAUUGAUGUUCAGGUUAAGUCAAUAUAUCGUUCUGUACACGCGUUAGCGUUAACCAACCCAGUGUCUAGGUUUAAGGAGGAAGAGAAGCAGGGGACUACCCAUACGGUACGGGUGAUGGGAGAUGGGAGGUGGUAGAUGGAAGGGACUUGAGAGGUGAUAGCUGAGAUAGCCCAGAGCAGGCGUAACUUAAUGAUUACAAUAAACUUAAGAUCAAAUAAUUAGGCUACGUUCAGAAUUAUCUACAGGAAACCCACAGAGAACCCCAGAACUAUCAGAAAACUGAGGAAAAUCAAAUAAUCAUUAACAAAUAAAAUCUAAUUUAAGUGUCUACUGAAUAUUGAAACGAGGCUUAAGCGAAGUGAACCCUUUAUUUUUGGCGCAACUUUUUGUGCGACAUUUGUGAAGUAUUUUUGUAAUUUCGGAUCAUCCUUAGGUGAGAAGGCUAAUCGUAAGGACAUGGACACAAAUGGCACUCGUUUAAAUCCGUAAACCUUUGAGCCCCAGAGUUUACCGAUUUGAAUGAAACCCAGAACAUAACACUACACAACAAAACACAGAGCAGAACAGAACAAAGAGCACAGAGCACGCGGAGCAGAGCAGAGCAGAGCCCCAUCAGUCAUAACGAAUUU